AUAUAUAUAUGUAUUAGAAAUACGCAACUAGUUAUUAAAUAAUGUUUGGUAGUUGAAAACGGUUUUGAUAAGCAAUACCCAUUUAGUUGGCGCCAUAAAAUUAGAAGUAAUCCAAACACAUGGUGCGUUUUGUAAGUGGCUAAAUUUGAGGUCAACUCUGCUGGAAAGCAAAAUACGAAUUGAGAUCCAACACUGAGGGGUUUCAGACUGAGACGCUAUUUAAUAUUGCACCCACCCCUUUUGUAAGGUGUGUGCAUGCUCUUGUGAAUCAAGAGAGAGAGAGAGGUGAAUGUCGACCAGAAAUGAAAACGAAGAAAGUAGUCUUAGGGCACCGUUGUUAGGAAAGAGCAUACAAGUAGAAGAAGAUGAAGCGCCGAUGACACAGAGAGUGUGGACAGAGACAAAGAAGCUAUGGCGGGUGGUGGGGCCGGCCAUCUUCAGCCGCAUGACGUCGUACACGAUGUUCGUGAUCUCGCAGGCGUUCGCGGGGCACCUGGGCGACCUGGAGCUGGCGGCCAUGUCGAUCGCGUCGAACGUGAUCGUGGGGUUCGACUUCGGGCUGCUGUUGGGCAUGGCGUCGGCGCUGGAGACGCUGUGCGGGCAGGCCUUCGGCGCCAAGAAAUACUACAUGCUGGGGAUCUACCUGCAGCGCUCCUGGAUCGUGCUCUUGGGCUGCUGCGUGGCGCUGCUGCCGCUCUUCUUCUACGCCACGCCCAUCCUCAAGGCGCUGGGCCAGCCGGACGACGUGGCGGAGCUGUCGGGCCUGGUGGCGCUCUGCUUCAUCCCGCUCCACUUCAGCUUCGCCAUGGUGUUCCCGCUGCAGCGCUUUCUGCAGAGCCAGCUCAAGAACAGCGUCACCGCCUACGUCAACCUGGGGGCCUUUCUGGUGCACCUGCUCAUCAGUUAUCUCUUGGUCUACCGCCUCCGCUUGGGCCUCGUCGCCACCGCCUUCACGCUCAACAUCUCCUGGUGGCUCACCGUGCUCGGUAUGUUCGUCUACGUCGUCUGCGGUGGCUGCCCCCUCACCUGGCCUGGCUUCUCCACUCAGGCCUUUGCCGGUUUGUGGGACUUUCUCAAGCUCUCUGCUUCUUCUGGCGUCAUGCUAUGUUUGGAGAAUUGGUACUACAGGAUUCUGAUAGUGAUGACUGGAAAUCUCAAGAACGCGACGAUUUCAGUGGAUGCGUUGUCUGUCUGCAUGAACAUCAAUGGUUGGGAAAUGAUGAUUCCUCUUGCAUUUUUCGCUGGAACUGGGGUACGGGUGGCAAAUGAGCUAGGAGGUGGGAAUGGGAAAGGAGCCAAGUUUGCUACCAUAGUAUCAGUGUGUGAAUCAGUGGCGAUAGGCUUAAUAUUCUGGCUGCUUAUAAUGUUAUUCCACAAUCAGAUCGCCCUCAUUUUUACAUCUAGCCCACCUGUCUUAGAAGCUGUCUCCCACCUCUCUCUUCUCUUAGCCUUCACAAUUCUGCUCAACAGUGUUCAACCAAUUCUUUCAGGUGUGGCCGUUGGAUCUGGAUGGCAAUCAUACGUGGCAUACAUCAACCUUGGGUGCUACUAUUUGGUUGGAGUUCCACUCGGAGUUUUGAUGGGAUGGGUAUUUCAUCAAGGAGUUAUGGGCAUAUGGGCUGGUAUGAUUUUCGGUGGAACUGCAGUUCAGACUGUGAUACUUGCCAUUAUAACAAUAAGAUGCGACUGGGAAAAAGAGGUAAUUCAUUCAUUUCAAUUACUGAUUAAUUUCCUGCCACAUAUCUCUCAAAAAAUAAUAAUAAUCCUGCAACAUACUAUAUACUCCUAAGUACUAAUUAUCUAAGUUGAGUGAUAAUUACACAAAGAUUAAAAAAAUAGUAGAAAAAAAAUUAACAAGCAAACUUUUCAAUCUAUCCGUAUUUAUUCUUUGACAGUGAAUGAAUACUAAUUUUGAUGAACAUAUCAAUAAUUUUAUUGAACAAGUAUUUUGGUUGGGGGUUCAAAUAAUAUUUCUUCGGUCAUAGAAAAAUAAUACUACUAGAAGGAAGUAACACGAGUGUUAAUAAAAUUAAAGUGGUUAACUAUAUUGUGAGUGGAAAAAAUUUUCAUUUUAAAAGUAGAGGUUUAAUGAAUAAUAGGUAUAAAAGUAACGGAGUAUUAUUAAAUUGCGAUUAUAUAUAAAGAGAAAAAAACAAAAAACUUAAAACCCUUGAAAGCACAAGAAAGCAGACUAAGGGCCGAGCCUCAUUAAAACAUUCCUACGAAAAACCCAAAGGAAAAAA
Salvia miltiorrhiza (redroot sage) is the source of this 2243-nucleotide messenger RNA. RefSeq names its product protein DETOXIFICATION 27. Gene Ontology annotation, molecular function: antiporter activity; xenobiotic transmembrane transporter activity. The record is from RefSeq and is a predicted model, not a curated record. Gene Ontology annotation, cellular component: membrane. The transcript is spliced from 6 exons. NCBI's taxonomy places the organism in Eukaryota, Viridiplantae, Streptophyta, Magnoliopsida, Lamiales, Lamiaceae. Bases 290 to 1789 code for a protein of 499 amino acids. Gene Ontology annotation, biological process: xenobiotic detoxification by transmembrane export across the plasma membrane.